AUGGAGAAAGACCAAGAUCGGUACACCGCCACUCUUCUCGAGUUCGCGCAACAUUACAUUGCCGUUGCCGACAUUAAACUCGAAGUCAAAGGUAUCGGAUCGCUCUACCCGUUUGAUAACUCCUGUGGCUACACCUUGGGCCCUAUCACGAGCAUGGGCACUUUCAUGCGGCCCGAGCCUCCUUACUUCUUGGGCCCGUUCAAAACGCUGAAAGAGCGUUAUGUUGCCCAUAUAGAUCAAGCACUGUUCCACAUCAGGAGUACAUCCUUCUUUAUGCUUUAUCCGAUCCAGGUCUAUUUGUGGCUGCUGGAGCUGCUAGACAUGAUUGCAGAAUGUGAGGUCCUCGCCCGCGAAGAGGAAGAGAUUUACAUCCGCCACGCCGAUGACUGGUUUCGACAGUCUAUGAGGGAUAGUGAAGGCCAUCUGACGGGUUGCCUGGACUGGGAGGCCUACGCCACUACUAAAGCUGAAGCUUUCUCAUCACUGCUUCACCUCCAUCUCAAAGAAGCCUGGGACGAAGGCGACAACGCCCUCAACUCUGGCGAGCUCCUGAUGAUUGGGUGCUUUGGCAAACUCGGUCGAUCCGACCUCGGAGAGUGUAUUCGCAACGGCCGACUGUACGCCCGUCUCGAAGAGGCCCUGCGUGUCGACCAGGAUCUCUUAGGCUAUAUCAAUCGUCGAGGCAACGUCAAUGGACUCCUCGACGCUUUCAGAGCUCGAGGGCAAGAAGUCCCCGGUCCCUUUGAAAGCAAUGAAGAGAUGAAAGCCUGGAUCGGAAGUCUGGAGAAGAAACGCGAGGACAAUGGCGAGCUGGAUGAGGUCAGAAGUGCGUGGGAAGAGUAUGAUAAUGCCAGGAGGGGGGUGGAUGCGAAAUUUGAAGGAAUCAUGGACGCUGUGAUUGAAGAAGAGUACAAAAGGCUCGGUUUGAUGGAGGAAGAUGGCGUUACAGUAAGCGACUGA
Cryptococcus amylolentus CBS 6039 is the source of this 960-nucleotide messenger RNA. RefSeq lists its product as hypothetical. NCBI's taxonomy places the organism in Eukaryota, Fungi, Basidiomycota, Tremellomycetes, Tremellales, Cryptococcaceae. The transcript has 2 exons. Bases 1 to 960 code for a protein of 319 amino acids. The record is from RefSeq and is a predicted model, not a curated record.